This is a messenger RNA of Anopheles maculipalpis, 3766 nucleotides long. RefSeq lists its product as uncharacterized. Gene Ontology annotation, molecular function: protein binding; calcium channel activity. Bases 2 to 3766 code for a protein of 1254 amino acids. The record is from RefSeq and is a predicted model, not a curated record. The transcript is spliced from 6 exons. Gene Ontology annotation, cellular component: membrane. Gene Ontology annotation, biological process: calcium ion import across plasma membrane. Lineage: Eukaryota; Metazoa; Arthropoda; Insecta; Diptera; Culicidae.
GAUGGUGCACCUCGAUCCGUUGCGGUUUUGUCGCAAGAAGCGCAAAAUUCCUCAAGGGGGCGCGAUACUGGACCAAGUUAUAUCACAGUCCGCAUCGGCCUCCAACCAGUGUCUGCUCUACAAGAUGGCCAACUACAAGCGCGGCGGUGAUCUGAUCGAUGCAUUUCAGAUCGGUGGCCAGAAAGCAGUGGAGCAGCUGAUUCGCGAACAGUUCGGUGUGUUCAUGUACAACAAGGGCCGUGGUCAGAUCAUAAACCGGGCGGAAUAUUUACGCUGGAAGUAUAUGGAUAACCAUGAGGUCAUCAUACCGAUAGAGGCUUCACUUUCACCCCAUGAUCCGCUUAGCAAGUGGGUGGACCAUAAAGCCUGUUGGCAGAUGCAGUACCGUGGCCUGUUGGGCGAAAGCCUGCUGCACGUGCUGAUUAUUUGCGACACGAAAAUUCACACCAAGCUCGCACGAAUUUUGCUGCGAGUCUUUCCCGAACAGGCUAUCGAUGUGAUGGAGGGCGAAGAGUAUCUUGGCGCAAGUGCCCUACAUCUAGCGAUAGCGUACAGCAACAACGAACUGGUGGGUGAUCUGAUAGACGCUGGUGCGGACGUUUCGCAGCGUGCGACGGGCAGAUUCUUUCUGCCACGCGACCAGCAAGGACUGCGUCCGGUCAAGACGACCGACUACGAAGGGUUGGCCUAUCUCGGCGAGUAUCCACUCGCCUGGGCAGCCUGCUGCGCGAACGAGUCGGUUUACAAUCUGCUGCUAGAGUGUGGCGCAGAUCCUAACGCACAGGAUAGCUUCGGUAACAUGAUACUGCACAUGGUGGUGGUGUGCGACAAGCUGGAUAUGUUCGGGUACGCUUUACGCCAUCCGAAGCUGCCGUGCAAAAAUGGCAUCGUCAAUGCGGCCGGUCUCACACCACUGACGCUAGCCUGCCGGCUCGGUCGAGAUGAAGUGUUUCGCGAGAUGUUGGAACUGUCGGCGCGAGAGUUCUGGCGCUACAGUAACCUUACCUGCUCCGGCUACCCAUUGAACGCGCUCGAUACGCUCAUGCCGGACGGUAGCACCAACUGGAAUUCGGCCCUGUUCAUCAUCCUGAACGGUACGAAGGAGGAGCAUCUCAACAUGCUUGAUGGCGGUAUCGUCGAGCGUCUGCUGGAUGAAAAGUGGAAAACGUUCGCGCGCAAUCAGUUCAUCAAGCGACUGCUGAUCCUUGCCAUUCACCUGUUCUGUCUAUCCUGCUCGGUCUAUCUACGACCCGUGCGUGUGUUCACCGAUGAUGAUGAUGAGGACGGUGCGGAAUCGAUGAAGGCAGGCGAUUUAUCGGUAAACGACGGCUCGGAUGCUGGUGAUCUAACGACAGACUCGGCUGAUGAUGAGGUUAUCGAUUUUAGUACCUGGGUUCGGUACGGGUUUGAAGUGGCCACCGUGAUGGGCGUGCUGAGCUACGUCGUACUACAGCAGGGUGACGAAAUUAAAAACCAGGGUCUAUUCUCAUUCCUCAAGUCAUUGAGUCAAGCACCGGCAAAAGCGAUUUUCCUAAUAUCCAACAUCUUGAUUCUGGCCUGCAUUCCUCUACGGAUGAUGGGUGACACGGAGACCGAGGAAGCAAUUUUGCUGUUUGCAGUCCCAGGCAGCUGGUUUCUGCUAAUGUUCUUUGCCGGAGCCAUUGGACUGACCGGUCCGUUUGUGACGAUGAUCUUCUCCAUGAUUACGGGCGACAUGUUUACGUUUGGUAUCAUCUACAUGAUCGUGCUAUUUGGGUUCUCACAAGCAUUUUACUUCCUUUACAAAGGCCAUCCUAAUGCGGAGGAUAGCCCGUUCGGCAGUUACUUCGGCACCUGGAUGGCACUGUUUCAGACCACACUUGGUGAUUAUGACUAUGCCGACCUAAACCUUACUACCUACCCGAACCUAGCAAAGACGGUGUUUGUGAUCUUCAUGAUCUUCGUGCCGAUCCUGCUGCUUAACAUGUUGAUCGCUAUGAUGGGCAACACCUACGCGUACGUUAUCGAGCAGGCAGAGAAGGAGGGCAUGAAGCAGUGGGCCAAAAUCGUAGUUAAUCUGGAGCGUGCCGUUACGCAGGACGAUGCCAAGCGCUACUUGGAGGAGUACUCGAUCGGGCUCGGACCCUCCGACGAUCCGCGGUACGAAACGCGCGGCGUGAUGGUGAUCAAGAGCAAAAGCAAGACGCGUGCCCGCCAGCGCAAGGGUGCGGUCAGCAACUGGAAAAGUGUGCUGCGUGUAACGCUGAACGAGUUGAAAAAGCGUGGCAUGACCGGGGAGGAACUUCGCCGUAUUAUGUGGGGCCGUUCGUCCAUCACAUCGCCAGCAAAGAUUGCAAAGAAAAAGCGGCCGGGCGAGGUUGAUGAUUUGUUGGGCGAUCCGUUCGCGAUUACAGCCGCCAUUGACGUAAUGUCAUUCACGCAGGACAUCGUUAUGGUAAGCACGGACACGGUAUGCCCCCUAAUGCCACCGACAAUGGCGCCAGCAACGAAACCGCACGUUACUACAGUGCCGCCUGGUGCCACGGUUACCCCGUCCAAUGUAAGGCCGUUGGUACCGGGUGCGGUUCAACCUCCGCCACCACCAGCACCACCAACUCAACGGCAGCAACCGACGAGGCGUCACUCAACGGCAAGUGCACCGGCAACGAUCAAUCUCGGGACGGAGGAAAAAUUGGACUAUAAAGAUCCAUUACGCGAGCUGGUCAUUAUUUCUGAGUCGGCCUCGGUUGACGAGAACUAUGCACAAAACGUGAAGACGCUCGCCAUCGAUGCCUCAACGUUGGAUCACGUGCACGAGAUCGACAUCAGUGCAAUGCCGUCUCCUGGCCAAUCCUAUCGGCGCGAGCCAGGCCCUCAACAGCAACAGCAGCAACAGCAACUAUCCUCACAGCAGCAACCCGGUAUAGGAACACAGCAGCAGCAGCACCAACAGCAACAGCAGCAGAAUCUGGGUCAGCUAACACUUUUCCAGAAUCCCAAGGACGUUGUCGAUCCAGUUCGCGAGAGAGAAUUUCUUAAAACUCUCGAAGCGCUCGAAGACACCGACAGUGAGGCAGGCGAAAAGCCGGUUCUAGGAAAGAUAUCACUUAUCCGGCGCGCUAAAUCGGCCGUAUCUCGUAGCACCUCGCGCAAACGCAAAACCGACCAGCACCCACUGUUCAUGAUCGCUUGGGAAGAUAAAGGUGAUAAGGGACGCCCGGGCGAACAGUUUCCCGGUCUUGUAGGCCAGCCAGAAGAUCUACUCUACGCUCACCAUCCCGUAUCGGCUACACACGGCGGUACGUCUGGUACGGUCGCACCCGGCGAAGCACCGGAACAGGAUGCCGUCACGGUGGAGGAGCUACAUCGGCGCAUGGAGCAGUUUCAUCAGCGCAGCCGCGGUUCCUCGGUUCGUGAGCGGGACGCGAACUCCAGCGAAAGCAGCAGCAAACAGCAUCCGAAGGCACGGAAACCAUCGCACCACCGGGACCAUGGGCAUCACGGAUUGGGCCGGGGCAAGCACAAUAAAAUAUCACCUGAUAACUCCAACGAGAGCACUGGUGGUGGGGGUGGUAGCAAUGGGAAGCAGGAUAAGCGCAUGAAGUCAGCUCCAAUAAUGGGCAGCGGCGGUGGUGGUGGUGGUGGUGGUGUUUCUGCGGGACGUACAGCCGCUGGAACCAAGCCCGACGAUGGUACAGGAUCACCACCUGAUCCGCUCGAACCGUGGAGUACAAAAAACAUCAUGAACAUUAACAAAUUAUUAGAUCAGGAUACGACCGAAGAGUAG